GAAUUCGGCGACCAUUACUUCUAAACAUAGGCUCACAAUGCGCACGUUUAAACAUUUGACAAAUGCUUCUAUCACUCGCAUCAGGAAAAUGAACUUAACAAGAAAGCACAAGAUCAUCUGUGCUACAAUAUUAUUCGGAUUAAUAAUGUGCAUACUGGUUACAAUUUAUAACGAAAAAAGGAGCUAUCAGGUUCCCGAAAUGUCAGCGGAAGAAAGCGAGAAUGUUAAUGUCUUCGAAGACGACGUUGUCACCUAUGAGGCUGGGGAUUACGUUUUACCGGACGAUGCUACGCUUAAGCAAAUGACGCGAGUGCAAUUGCUCGGCGUCUUUUGGAAAUACAUCAACCGUAUCCAGACGUUGUGCAGGAAUGUAUAUCGUGUUGGUACUGUGAAGGACGGGGGAAAGGAAAUCUGCACUGAUAAGCCCUAUCGACCAUCUCCACCGUGUAUUGUAUAUUCCUUUGGGAUAGACUAUAGAUUAGAGUUCGAUUUGGCAGUGGUGAAGCUAUUUGGAUGCCAGGUGUACGCGUUUGAUCCUAGCAUGAAAAUGGAAUCCAAGCGAGUAUCUGAACACAUCUGGUUCUACAACUGGGGCCUUGGUGGCGAGGAUACGGUAACUAACAAUGGCUGGGUCAUCAAAACGCUUGCAACCAUUAGGAAAGAACUUGGGCAUUCCAAUAAAACAAUCGACGUGCUGAAAGUGGACGUUGAAGGAGAUGAAUGGCAUGCUUUACUACAAAUGCUGAAAACUGGAGCACUGAAAGACGUGAAACAAAUUGCCAUGGAAACGCAUUUUCUGGACAAGGGCAAUUUUCCAGAAGAGGGCAAUGCACAAUUGUCUGCCCUUAGGGACUUAUAUAACGCUGGAUUUAGAAUAUUUAUGAGGGAUAGGAAUAUUGUUGGCAGUAAGAACCUGAAAGGUGACUGGUCAAUGACAGACCUUAACGAAAUUUCUCUAAUUAAUACGCGGAUUGUAAAGACAAAGCAAUGAAGUACAUUUUAUUUCACUUCCAAACAAAUUAUACUGAAUUUCAACUCACAGUGUCAAGUGCACAGACUGUUGUUGAAAGAGGAAUUUGCGAUGCGGUGACUUAUGUUUUCAGAAUCACAUAUACAUGUUUUCAUGGUAGUCUUUUCUGGCCAAAUGCAUUUUUUGAAGCCGUUAACGUUCUAAAACAAACAACAACAAACAAAUAGGUUUCUAAUUUUCAAAGUUCUUAAACGGAACAAAAUGUUUAAUGCUACAUGCUCCACUGGUUUACUUAAAAAAAAGUCAAGCUUACGUUUACUUGCAAAAUGAAAUUCAGUUUCAGGUUCAGGCAAACCAUGUACAUUUCGGUUAUUGCUGGACAAGACGUUAAUUAAAACAUAGCACGUGUCUUUCUGAUGUGCCUUUCAAUUUAGUUGAAAUAUGCCCUAUCGAAUAAUAACAAAAUCAGACAAAGUUUUUUGUAAGUAAAUGUAAUUGUUACUUCAACGUCACAUAAAUAUUACUACUUAAUUUUGCCGAACGCAUACAGGUAUUUUUAAUGGGUGUCAUUCCGAUAAGCUGCCAGAAUUUGCUUCAACAUGUGUGUUUGGAUGGUUUUUCAUAAUAUAAAAUAAGUGUUUUACAAAGAACAAUAGCGUUUAUUUUUGUGAAGUGUAAUGCAUCUUGCAUUAAUUCUCCCCCUUUCGUUGCUUGCGGUUCUUAUUAGUAUUCAUACAAUAGAAUUAAUGAUUUCGUCUCUCGUUUUUUUUAUUUACUUGUUUCUUACUUACUGUUAUAGUUAUUCGUGUAUGUGUGUCUUUUUUCUUUGUAUAAACAUAUAUGUAUUUUCUUGUUUCAUGGUAUAUUCACACUAAACAGUUUUAAAGCUUACCUGGUCAGUGGUUAAAUGUUUUCCUCUGUUUCGCUUUCGAUUAAGCUGAUAUAAGUUGUGGAAAAAUUACAUUGGCUGACCUUCUUUUCUGUAUUUAAUUACAUUUAUCUUGGUUGAUACAUACACAUGACAAGAAAGGAAAUGUUUGUACCAUUAUACGACGCAAUCAUAUCAUGUUUCGGUCAUGUAGUGAGGCAGUCGCGUUUUGCUUUGUGUUUUUCAUAGAGGCGUCAGUGUGCAUAAUUUUUUCUUGUUUUUUUUGUGUUGCUUUUUUGGUUUCUGGUAUUUCUUGCAAAAUAUGAAUUGUCAAAUAAAAGAAACAAACGUUUGCCUAACAAUUA
Dreissena polymorpha is the source of this 2203-nucleotide messenger RNA. RefSeq names its product probable methyltransferase-like protein 24. NCBI's taxonomy places the organism in Eukaryota, Metazoa, Mollusca, Bivalvia, Myida, Dreissenidae. The coding region runs from base 38 to 991 and encodes 317 amino acids. The record is from RefSeq and is a predicted model, not a curated record. The transcript has 6 exons.